Messenger RNA from Trichomonas vaginalis G3, 810 nucleotides. Its product is annotated as protein ubiquitination. The record is from RefSeq and is a predicted model, not a curated record. Gene Ontology annotation, molecular function: protein binding. NCBI's taxonomy places the organism in Eukaryota, Parabasalia, Trichomonadida, Trichomonadidae. The coding region runs from base 1 to 810 and encodes 269 amino acids. Gene Ontology annotation, cellular component: cytoplasm; nucleus. The transcript has a single exon.
AUGACACCACUUGCAUGCGCUAUUAUGAACAAAAACUUGGAUCUUGUUAAAAUUCUUAUUAAAAAUGGAGCGAAUGUAAAUCGUCAGAUUUUACCUAUAACUUUCGGUCUUUUCUGGCAUACACCAUUGACAGUUGCUAUCAGAAAUGCUUCAUUAGAAAUAGUGAAGGAACUGGUAGAAAAUGAUGCCAAUGUUAACAAACAUGUUGCAUCAUUUCCUGAUGAUAAUCCAGAGAGUAAAGGAGACGACAAAGUCAUCGAAACUCCUUUGACUCUCGCAUGCCAGUAUGACUUAUAUGAUAUUAUUGAAUAUCUCGUUGAACAUGGUGCUGAUGUUAACAAACCAGUUAUGUAUUCACUGGUCGGAGAUACAAGCUAUACUGCUCUUUCAGUUGCAGUGAAACAUGAAAACGAAAAAAUAGCGAAUUAUCUCAUCAGUCACGGCGCUAAUAUUAACGCUGUAAUUGUCGAAGAUGAGGAAAAUAAUACUCCUUUGACAAUAGCUGUUGCAGAGAACAAAUUAACAAUGAUGGCAACACUUGUUAUGUCUGGAGCAGAUGUAAAUCAAGUUGUUGAAAACUCGAUCCUUCAGUCAACAAAAACUGCUCUGACAAUUGCAACAGAGAACAAUAAUGUGAAUAUUGUAGAGUUCUUACUUAAACAUGGUGCAGAUGUUAAUAAACAGGUCAUCUAUGAUGGUAAACAAGCAACUGCAUUGACAAUUGCGAAAAUUAAUAAUUUCAAAAUGAUAGAACAGAUGCUUACUAAUCAUACUGAACCUCAAAAAUCAAGAUGUUGCACCAUAGCCUAA